Molecule: messenger RNA, 3459 nt
Organism: Panonychus citri (citrus red mite)
Lineage: Eukaryota; Metazoa; Arthropoda; Arachnida; Trombidiformes; Tetranychidae
Exons: 7
Coding region: 1822-2913 (363 amino acids)
Source: RefSeq, a predicted model, not a curated record
UGUGGUCAAUGUUUGAAGUAGUUUCGUUUUCUUGUUUAUUUUUUUGUCUUUAAUCUGGUUUACUUAAUCUCUUUGUCUCAAUAUUGUUCUGAUUAAAUUGGUGUGUCUUUUUUUGUUGUCAUUGAAAAACGAUUUAAUUGUCAACUUAUUGUUUGUUUAAAUAAUAAAAUGUCCGAGCGACUUGAGAUUAAAGAGUGGAAUCCCGAUGUUUGUGCUCAAAUUCAACCUCAACCUGAAGAAACUGUUGAGCCGCAGUCGAAUCGUGGUUUAAACAGUAAUCCAGAAGUGAAAGCAAUUGAUCCGCUAUUUAAUCACAAUUGGAAUCAUACAACUAAAAUUACAAACAUUCCCUGGGGUGGGGAGGCUGAAUUCUCUCAAGAAAAUGAGACAAAACCCACGGUGAGAAGGGAACAACCUCAAGCAAAAUAACAUCAAAUAUGUCAUUUGGAUUUAAGAAAGCAACGGAUCGUGGACAAUGGAUAAUCAUUUAAUUGUAGAAAAUGUCAAAUUUACAGAUAAUUAUUCGAAAUCAUCUCAUUAUAAAACCAUUUUUAAAGAACAACAUUUUAAAUUAACAAACAUCAACAAGAUGGAAAACCUCAAAUCAGCCAAACGUGAAGGAAACACAAUGUUAUUUAAGAAAGAAAAUCUAAUUUACUAUAAAAGACAAGUGAAUUAGUUAAAUAACCAAUUCUCAAAAUCUCAAAUGAUUAACAUUACAAAUGAGAAAACAACAACAAGAUCAACUUACCUUUGAUGCCGUUGAUGUGAUGGUUAAAGACAAUUAAGACAUUUGAUUAAUCAUAAUUGAAGGAGAAAAAGAAGAUGAAGAAAAAAAUUAAUAUUAAUUUUUUACAUCCAAUUGAUUAAAAGAUGAUUAGAAUCACAUGAAAUUGUAAAAAUUAUUCCAGUUAAUUGUGAUGCUGAAAGUGAUUACAAAAUUAACCAUUCCAUUAAUAUUUAAAGUGAUCAUAGUAAUCAAAUUAUACCAUGUAACUUAUAUAUAAUAUUUAAUGUUAACCACCAAUAAUCAACUUUAAUCCUGAUUGAACAUGAAAUAAUCAAGUUGAUUGUGGAGCAAAAUUUUUCUCCAAUUUAAUCAGCAAAUUAUUUUGAUGAUGAUUGAUCAACUAAUCAAUUAAUCGAGAAAGAGGUUGUUGUCAUUUAGGAAGGAAAAAAAAAAGAUGCGAAGACAAAAAUCAAAGUUAGAAUCAAAUUAAAUGAUUUGUAAAGGUUUUUCAAUUAAUUGUGAUUAGAAAUCGAACCAAAUCAAAUUGAUUGCGAUGAUUAAUCGACGAUAAUCAAGAGAGAAAAAUAAUUUUUUCGACAUAAUUAAACUGCGAACCUUUUUCAUCGGUCUCUAUGGUUUCCUGGAACAAUUCAUUCUCUCCGAUUGUUAUCCCUUCAUCAUCUUCAUCAUCAUCAUCAUUUACUAAUCAUAUUUAUCUUCAUCAUCUUCGAGUUGUGAGAGUGAGCAGAAAGAAGAUGAAGAUGAGGAUGAAAAAGAAAGACAAGUUAGUGAGUCUGAUUCACUCUUCUCUCCAUCAUCAACCUUGUGUGUUGAUUUUUCUCCAUUUAAUUAUUUUUUCUUCUUCUUUUUUUCGGUUUAUUGUUUUAAUUGUGAUUCUUUUUAAUUCUCUAAAUUGUGUAACAAUAUUAAUUCCUUAUUUUUCUCAUCAUCAUCUUCCUUUAUCAUCAUCUCGGUGUUUCGAUUUGGUUUCUCUCUCUCUCUCUUUUCAUCUUUAUCCAAUUCGAGUGUGUAUAUACAUGUUCAACCUCCUAUUCGCCAAUUAAUGAUAUCAUGAUUGUAACAAUUAAAAGAUGAUCAUCCUGUUUUUCAUUCUAAUCUAUUUUAAUUGUCACCUAAUUGUUAUCAAUGGAUUGGUGGUAACUGAGAUCUCGUUUCUUUCCGCCGGUGGUAAAAAUGAUUACGUUCUGACCGGUCAAGAUUUUACCGUUAGAUGUGUUCACCUAUUGGAAAAAGUUAAUGAAAUUGUCCAAACAAUUGAGAUAUUAAAAGAUGGAGAUCAGGUAUACGAACACAAUUUAGAAACCAAUGAGACUCAAUUAAAUGGUAUUUUCAAAAACGCUGUUGAUUUAAUCAAAUCAUCAUCAAGUAGCAUCCAUGUUAGAAAUGCAACAAUCUCCAUGCAUGGUAACUACACAUGUAAAGUUAAAAGUCAAAUUUCCUGUUCUUCACAAUCAGCUAAUUUAAUUGUGAUUAAUGAUGCCUGUAAAGAAAGUGAUUGGUCCACUCGAAGUGAUAUGAUCCAUUGCCUUGAACGAAUUGAUCUUCAAUGUACUGGGAUGUUUCCUAAGCCUUCACCCUCUUGUGGUGUUUAUGAGCAAAAUUCAGGUCGAUAUAUAACCGCCGAACCUAUUACCAUCCUCCGAAAGCAAAGUGAUGGAACUUAUGAUCUAUCAAUGUCCCAUAGAUACUCAGCUGAAGAUUAUUCAGAAAGAAAAGGUUCCUUCCUGUUCCGUUGUAUGUUAACCAUUAUUGGUACAACUUGGUCUCGAGUUAUUAAUAGUAAACUUUUCUCACGUCGAGAUUGUCCCGAUCCACCUCGAAUAGCCAAUGGUCAAUAUAAUGUCACUCAACGUAAAACUUGCUGGAAUACACCAACGGAAGGUUCAAUUGCAACCUACUAUUGUUCACCCAAUUACACCCUCUCUCAUUCAGGAAUCUUGGUUUGUGUUGAUGGUACCUGGAGACAGGUAACUGGUCAUCAUCAUCAUCCUAAUACUAAUCAUCUACCUGAGGAUGAUAUUAAUUUAACUACAUUACAAUUUUUACCUGUUCAAGAUUCACAAUUACCAACUUGUAAUAUAUCAUCAAUAUCUUCACUGGCCAUCAGUUUAAUCAUCUUGGUCACUUUAAUUCAUCUUAAUCAAAUCAAAUUAUUAUCUUAACAUUUAAUCAACACUUAAUUACACAAACAACAAUUAAACAAUCCCCCAAUUGCCUAAUCCCUUUCCCCUUUUAAUCAUUAAUCUAAAUCCUAGUUUCUAAAUAAUGUUGAUCCAGAUAAUUAAUGAAUGUAAGUUAAUCAUUAUCAUCAAACAAUUAAUGAUCAACAAUUGGACAAUUAAUUAUGGAUCAGCCGGAUCGUGCAAUUAACUUCAUCCAAAAUCCCAAAAUCGAUUGGACAAUUAAACUAAAUCAGUUAAUUGUCCCUUGACCAUUGGAGCUUAGUCUUUACCUAAUUUCUAAUUGUUUAAUCAGUCCCAACAAUUAGAAAUCUCUUCAUCUUCAUCAUCAUCAACCCUUUUAAUCAACCCAACAAAUCAAUUGAUUUUAUUUACAUAAUUAAGAUCAUUUAUAUAUUACAGAUUUAGCUAAUUAACUUAAUUGUCCAAAAAUCGAAAUGAACUUUAAUUUGAUUGCUGCUAUUAAUUUUAUCUAGAAAAAAAUAAAAUCUAAUCAACUUGAUUAUUGAUUAUUAUUCUUGAAAGGAA